GUUCUUGCAUACUCAGGUAUUGCCCAAACUUGAAUUGAACUAGACACAAAAGAUUCUCUCAUGGGGCGUCGUCCAGCCUUUUGCCCUCCCCUACUAUCCAAUCGAUGUGCUAGGACAGCGGCACCAAACUCGUCCCCACCAAUUCAUGGUGGCAAACCAUGCACUGCAUCUGAGGUCAGCCUCGUGCACCUCUCUGCUGCAGCAGCACACCGUCGUGAGGAGUUGGCGACCGAGGUGGAGGAGGAAAGCGACAAUGCAACACCGAGGUUGCUUUCUGUUCUAGUCCCCUCAUCAAGUUCACCUUCUAUCCAUACAAGAUAUCCAUUGGGUUCAACAAGUCAUACAAGCCAUCAAAGUCAGAGAGAAAUGGGUGAUAUUGAUCCAAAUGUGGAACCAGAACAAGAUUAUCUAGGAGGGCAAAGAGAAAUGGUUGAAUGGAAUGUUGAGAAUGUCCAAGCAGAUGAUGAUAAUUCUCGAGGAGGAGGGCAGAGGAGGAAGAGAAAACAUGUGACCAUUCCUCUAUUCAGAUCUCCAUUAAGUCGAUUGUUGUUGUCGCCAAGGAUAAGGUCCCCCUCUAUGCAGCAUAGGACAUCUCCAUUGGGUUCAACAAGUCAUACAAGCCAUCAAAGUCAGAGAGAAAUGGAUUAUAUUGAUCUAAAUGUGGAACCAGAACAAGAUUCUCAGGGAGGGCAAAGAGCAAUGGCUGAAUGGAAUGUUGAGAAUGUCCAAGCAAAUGAUGAGAAUUAUCAAGGAGGAGGGCAAAGUAGGAUUAAAAGAAAACAAGUUAAUGCUGAGCAAGCGAGAUCUUUAUUUGAUUCAUUGCUAGCGAUGUCUAGAAAUGGUAAGUUGAAGGGCCAUGAGACAAGUGAGGUUGCUGCAUUGUACUCAGUCCAUGUGCGAACAGUACAAAGAAUUUGGAAAAGAGGAAAAGCUUGCAUAGAUCAAGGUCAACCAAUAGAUGUUUCAAGCCGAAAAAGGAAUAGGUGUGGCCGCAAGAAGAAAGAGCCAGAUGUAUCAGCACUUAGCAAUGUUCCCAUUGCAGCACGUCAAACAUUGGAAGAUGCAUCAAAGCACUUAAAUGUAAGCAAAAGCAAGUUGUACCGGAUGCUCAAGAAAGGUGAAGUAAAGCGAGUGUCAAAUUCCUUGAAGCCUCUGUUGACCGAUAACAACAAGAAGGAUAGGCUAAACUGGUGUUUGCGUAUGCUUGACCCAACAAGCAUACCAAAUGAUCCCACAUUUCAAGGACUCUUCAAUUACAUAUAUAUUGAUGAGAAAUGGUUCAACAUCACAAAAAAAACUUUAAGGUACUAUACUGCCCCUGAUGAGCAGCAGCCGAUACGAACAUGUAAGAACAAAAACUAUAUUCCAAGAAUCAUGUUUUUGACUGCUCUUGCUCGGCCAAGGUUUGACUCAAGUGGAAAUUGCACCUUUGAUGGCAGAAUUGGUUGCUUUCCAUAUGUAACCUAUGUUGCCGCUAAGCGAUCAAGCAGGAACCGCCUUGCAGGGACAAUCGAGAUGAAACCCAUUCUCUCGAUCGAUAAGAGUGUGAUGAGAGAUUUCAUGAUUGGAAAGGUCCUACCGGCUAUUCACGCCAAGUGGCCUCGUGAAGAUAUUGGAAAGAUCAUAUACAUUCAACAAGAUAAUGCUACACCUCAUUUAUCUCCUAGUGAUAAGCUUUUUUGUGAGGCGGCUCAACAAGGGGGAUUUGAUAUUAGAAUUGUCUGCCAGCCAGCUAACUCCCCUGAUUUGAACAUAUUAGACUUGGGCUUUUUUAAUGCUAUUCAAUCAUUACAGAACAAAUCAACAUGUAGAACCACAGAAGAAUUGGUAGUCGUUGUGGAUAAGGCGUUUGAGGAUUAUUCAGUGUGUAAGGCAAACAAAAUAUUUUUGACACUUCAUGCCUGCAUGAGGGAAAUCAUGAGAACAGGUGGUAAUAAUGGCUAUGACCUUCCACAUAUACGGAAAUCAAUGCUUGAGAGGCAAGGUUCCCUGCCUUUGCAGCUGAAAUGUGAUGCCACAUUGGUCAAUGAAGUUAUGGCUCAAAUCAGCGUUUGAGAGGUGGAGUACUCAAACAGAUUUUGCUAAU
Zea mays is the source of this 2086-nucleotide messenger RNA. RefSeq lists its product as uncharacterized. Bases 61 to 2055 code for a protein of 664 amino acids. Gene Ontology annotation, molecular function: nucleic acid binding. The transcript has 2 exons. NCBI's taxonomy places the organism in Eukaryota, Viridiplantae, Streptophyta, Magnoliopsida, Poales, Poaceae. The record is from RefSeq and is a predicted model, not a curated record.